Messenger RNA from Hirsutella rhossiliensis, 1164 nucleotides. Its product is annotated as 7 transmembrane receptor (Secretin family) domain-containing protein. NCBI's taxonomy places the organism in Eukaryota, Fungi, Ascomycota, Sordariomycetes, Hypocreales, Ophiocordycipitaceae. The record is from RefSeq and is a predicted model, not a curated record. Gene Ontology annotation, cellular component: plasma membrane. Gene Ontology annotation, biological process: adenylate cyclase-activating G protein-coupled receptor signaling pathway; cell surface receptor signaling pathway. The transcript has 5 exons. Bases 1 to 1164 code for a protein of 387 amino acids. Gene Ontology annotation, molecular function: G protein-coupled receptor activity.
AUGCACGGCCAGGACGCCUCGCAUGGCGGGCACGACUCGAGCCUCACCCCGGAUGAGAUCAAGACUCUCAUUACCAUUGAGCGCACCGGCGCCGGCCUGUCCAUGGUCGCCAUCGCCCUGACCCUCCUCAGCUUUGUCGUCUUCAAGAAGCUCCGGACGACCCCCAACCUCUUCCUCGUCUUUGCCUCGGUGGCCAACGCGGGAGCCAGCGUCGCGUCCAUGAUGGGCUACGAUGGCCUCCGCCAAGGCCAAGACUCUGCUCUCUGCCAGGCCCAGGCUUUCAUCUUCGAGUGGUUCAUGCAGUCCGAUCCGUGGUGGUCCUUUGCCAUGGCAUUUAACGUCUACCUCGUCUUCUUCUACAACGCGGAUCCGGCUUCCUUCAGAAAGUACCUCUGGGCCUACUGCCUUGUUUGUUUCGGCGGCCCCAUGAUUCCGGCCGUCGUCCUCAUCGCCAUCCGUGGAGACCCUCGUGGCCCCAUCUACGGUGACGCAGCGCUCUGGUGUUGGAUUGGCCCAAGUUGGAGCCUUGUCCGCCUCUACUCGUAUUACAUCCCCAUUUGGAUUUGCAUCCUCCUCUCUUUUGUGAUUUACGCUGCAGUGGGCUACCAGGUCUUCCACCAUCGGAACCAACUGCUCAGCAUAUCGCUCCAUAACAGGUUUGGUGCGAAAGACCAAAGAGAGCCAUCGAGAGCGGGCAGCGGCGGCGGCGACUCUGCUGAAGAGGACGUGUAUGGAACGGUGAUUACCGAAGUCCAGGUUACCUCCGCCCUGCCGACCCUCGACUUCGCGCCCUCGGCCGCGGCGCCCAUCCGGCACACUUCGGGAGGCCUCCCAUAUAGCUCGUCUUGGACGUCGGGCCUGCACGGGGACAGCUCCAGCUUCAGCCCACGUCCUCAACGGUACAACCUUCUCGGCCCGAUUCGGGCCGCUCUGGGCGAGGCUUCGUUGAAGCUCAAGCGGCUGGACCCCGUUAAGAUGGCCUACCUGCGCACGAGCUUCAUCUUUGGUUUUGCCGUGCUAAUCACCUGGAUUCCGAGCUCGGUCAACAGGCUGUACAGUCUGGCCAACGGCGGCCGAAUCAGCUUCAGCCUCAGCGUCGCCAGCGGAUGCGUGCUGCCUCUGCAGGGUGUCUGGAACGCCAUCAUCUAUCUCACGACGAGUUAG